UCACAGCUGCACGCCCACGCCCUCGCCUUGUCUCCCUCUCCCUCCUCGCCCCCGCCCACCCGCACCAAGCACCACGCGCCGACCUGUCCCUGGACCUGACCCAGCUCACACGCGCAACAGGGCGCCGCGCGAUGGCCUCCGCCCGCCUCGUCGCGCACGCCGCCUUCCUCCUUCUCCUCCUCCUCGCCCUGGGCCCGGGACGGGAGGCGCGCGCGGCGGACGACGGCGAGGUGCGCGCGCUGCUGGCGCUGGGGGCCGCGCUGGACCCGACGGGCCGCCUGCUCCCGUCGUGGGCGCCCGGCCGCGACCCCUGCGCGCCGCCGCCGUCGUCCGGCGGCGGGUUCGAGGGCGUCGCGUGCGACGCCCGCGGCGCCGUCGCCAACGUCUCGCUGCAGGGGAAGGGGCUCGCCGGCACGCUCACCCCCGCCGUCGCGGGGCUCCGCUCCCUCACGGGGCUCUACCUCCACUACAACGCCCUGCGCGGCGGCAUCCCGCGGGAGCUGGCGGCGCUCGACGCGCUCACCGACCUCUACCUCGACGUCAACAACUUCUCGGGGCCCAUCCCGCCGGAGAUCGGCGCCAUGGCGUCACUGCAAGUGGUGCAGCUCUGCUACAACCAGCUCACCGGGAGCAUCCCCACGCAGCUGGGCAACCUCACCAGGCUCACCGUGCUGGCCCUGCAGUCCAACCAACUCAACGGCGCCAUCCCGGCCAGCCUCGGCGGCCUGCCGCUGCUCGCGCGCCUCGACCUCAGCUUCAACCGCCUCUUCGGCUCCAUCCCCGUCAGGCUCGCGCAGCUGCCCAGCCUCGCCGCGCUCGACGUCAGGAACAACUCACUCACCGGCAGCGUGCCCGCCGAACUGGCCGCCAAGUUGCAGGCCGGCUUCCAGUACGGGAACAACAGCGACCUGUGCGGCGCCGGGCUGCCCGCGCUCCGCCCGUGCACCCCGGCGGACCUCAUCGACCCCGACAGGCCCCAGCCCUUCAGCGCAGGCAUCGCGUCCCAGGUCACGCCCUCCGGCGGCGGCAACGGGCGCGCGCCAUCGACCAGGGCGCUCGCGGCCGUGGUUGUCGCCGCCGUGGCCCUCCUCGCGGCCACGGGGGUCGGCCUGUUCGCGCUCUCGUGGCGGCGGUGGCGCCGGCAGAGGGUCGCGGGGGGCUCGCCGUCGACGAUCUCCGGCGGCCGGUGCAGCACCGAGAACGCGCCUUCGGCGGCCAAGGCGUCGCCGUCGGCUCGCAAGAGCGCGUCGUCGGCGCUGGCGAGCCUCGAGUACUCCAACGCCUGGGACCCGCUGGCGGACGCGCGCGGCGGGCUGGGCUUCCUCUCGCAGGACGUGCUGGCGCAGAGCCUCCGGAUCAGCACGGAGGAGGUGGAGUCCGCGACGCGCUACUUCUCGGAGCUCAACCUCCUCGGGAAGCGCGGCAAGAAGGCCGGCGGCCUCGCGGCCACGUACAGGGGCACGCUCCGCGACGGCACCUCGGUGGCCGUGAAGCGGCUCGGCAAGACGUGCUGCCGGCAAGAGGAGGCCGAUUUCCUGAAGGGGCUGAGGCUUCUCGCGGAGCUCCGGCACGACAAUGUGGUCGCUCUGAGGGGGUUCUGCUGCUCCAGGGCGCGCGGGGAGUGCUUCCUCGUCUACGACUUCGUGCCCAACGGCAGCCUGUCGCAGUUCCUCGACGUCGACGCCGACACCGGCGGCGGCGGCCGUGUCCUCGAGUGGCCCACGAGGAUCUCCAUCAUCAAGGGCAUCGCCAAAGGAAUUGAGUAUCUGCACAGCACAAGGACGAACAAGCCCGCUCUCGUCCACCAGAACAUCUCAGCGGACAAGGUCCUGCUGGACUACACGUACAGGCCCCUCAUCUCCGGGUGCGGCCUGCACAAGCUCCUCGUGGACGACCUCGUCUUCUCGACGCUCAAGGCCAGCGCCGCCAUGGGGUACCUCGCGCCGGAGUACACCACCGUGGGCCGCUUCUCGGAGAAGAGCGACGUCUACGCGUUUGGGGUCAUCGUGCUCCAGGUGCUCACCGGCAGGAGGAAGGUGACCACGACUCAGCUGCCAGACAACGUCGAUGAGCUCGUCGACGGCAACCUGGAGGGGAAUUACUCGGCGACCGAGGCCGCCAAGCUGGCGAAGAUCGGCUCGGCUUGCACCAGCGAGAACCCGGACCAGAGGCCGACGAUGGCAGAGCUGCUCCAAGAACUGGGCACCAUCUGAUGGAGGUGCAGCAAAUUUUCACCCAUCCACUGUAACUGCUUCAGCAUGCAAGAGUCACAUGCCUGACAGUGUGUCGAUCAUGGGCCUGCAGUUGUAACCUAGCUACCUGUCUAGGAUCACCAGUCAGUAAUCACUGAUCUUAGAAAGCAUCUGAGCUAGGCUCCUACUAAUUAGCUAGUAAUCACUGAUCUUAGGAAGCACAUGCCUGGGAUCAUGAGAUCUUGUAUGCUAAUGAUGUGUCGUUACCACCGCUCUGAAAAGUGUGCAUUGUUUGGAUGUGCUCUAGCCUCUACAUGGUAAUAGACCCUUAGGUGAACGUGAAUGCAGACAUUUCCUGCAAGACCUUUUGUUGAGACCUUGUGACUCCAAAGUGUACCAUGCAACCCUGUGUGCCAAUUUUUGGCUGGAUCCUCCUGGGGUGAAACGGCUGGCACCAUCCCAGGGAGGAAGGAGCCAAGGGUCCUGGAAGACAUGUGAGCUAUAGAUUGUUGUGUUGUCU
This is a messenger RNA of Sorghum bicolor (sorghum), 2712 nucleotides long. RefSeq names its product probable LRR receptor-like serine/threonine-protein kinase At1g12460. Bases 132 to 2213 code for a protein of 693 amino acids. Gene Ontology annotation, molecular function: ATP binding; receptor serine/threonine kinase binding; protein kinase activity. The transcript has 4 exons. Lineage: Eukaryota; Viridiplantae; Streptophyta; Magnoliopsida; Poales; Poaceae. Gene Ontology annotation, biological process: protein phosphorylation. The record is from RefSeq and is a predicted model, not a curated record.